AUGACUUCGCAAGCGCAACUUCAAAUUGUAACCAAACGAAAACUCAACCUUAACGGUAAAAUAGGCAAAACACUUCACUGCCACCUUGCUGCAAUCUUCAUCGCACUUUGGACUGUCACGUGCCAAGCUGAGUACUUCUCAUCAAUCGACAGCAUACCAGCGCUGGCAAUCGCAGAGGAAGAUUUAAUAGAGUGGUAUAGGAAUUUUCUCGAUACUCAGGAGCAGGAUUUUGCCGUCUAUCGCAAUUUCAUAGAAAGAGUAAAGGAGGAGCAUGAAUUGGCGCUGGAGGAUCCAGAAGCCUACCUGGGUAACCCUAUAAAUGCAUACAAAUUAAUUAAACGAACUGUAGUGGACUGGGCUACAAUAGCGGGAAAUGUGCGGAACAGUACAGCUCUGCAAGCACUUAAGGCAAACCUGACGUCGUUGACUGCGGCAAUGUCUCUCCCUGACAUAAGUGAACUACGCGGUGCGGCCAAGGGUUUGGGUCGCCUACAGACCAUGUAUAAUUUAAAAACGCCUGACUUGGCAGAUGGUGUCAUCAAUGGCGUAUAUUAUGGUUCGGAACUUUCUGCAUACGAAUGUUUUGAAAUCGGAAGCAAUCUUUUCGAAGCUAAGGAAUAUCCGUUGGCUAAAGAAUGGCUCCAGUUAGUAUUGAACCUCAUUUAUGAAGGUGACACUGCGAGAUUUAAGACUUCAGGUGAUUUUGAUGGUGAUUUUGACGGUGAUGUUGACGGUGAAGAGAUCACAGAGCCAGAAGCAAAUGCAGUGAGUGGAAUAGAAGAUACAAUACAACAAACAAAAGAGGCUCUUGAUACAGAGAUAUGCAGAAAUUGCGCAGAAUAUGACGACGAGUAUGACAAUGAAGGAGUAGGGGAUGAUGACGACGACGACGACGAUGAAGAUGAUGGGAUGGAAGAUCUUAUUUAUGAACCACGAUAUGGUGUAUUUGCUCCUGUGGUAUUGUACGAUUGGGACAAAAAUGGCAACAUAAUAAAUCAAACUGACAUUGAAAGAAGUGACAACCUCAAAAACGAAACAUCUGCAAUCGAUCCAGAUUCUGUAGCAAACAAAUUGUUAAAUGAAACACUAGAAUAUUUAGCGCUUACCAGUUUAGAGUUGGGCGAACGAAAGGAAAUGAAGAUUUACAUUAAUGAAAUCUUAGAUAUAAAUCCGGAACACGCUUUCAAAGAUCUGCUACUUUUUAUGAAUGCAAAAGAAACACAAAAUCGCGCCGCUUUCGACAGUCUGAUUGAUUUGCAGCGUUACGAAUGGUUUGCGAACUACUCACGCUUGUGUCAAGGUGAACAAGUGGAGCAAAAAGAACGCCACCAACUCAAGUGCAAAUUAGAUACUCAUAAUCACCCACUAUUCAUAUUGGCACCCUUGCAAAAAGAAGAAUUACAUGCUGAUCCCGAAAUUAUCAUGUACCAUGGUCUACUAAGUGAUAAACAUAUUGACGAUGUACUUGAACAGUCCGAAGCACAUAUGGUGCGUUCACGUGUUGGCGGUGUCGAUGAAUAUACGGUUCGCGAUGUGCGCGUCAGCCAACAAACUUGGCUAACCUAUCAUAGUCCAACGCUAAAAUACAUCCAUCGUACGGUGUCGGCAAUAAGUGGUUUUGACUUAUCAAAUGCUGAAGACAUGCAGGUGGCAAAUUAUGGCAUCGGCGGACAGUACGAUCCGCACCACGACUUUUUCGACAACUUUGAUCAUAAAGCUAAAUCUCCAUGGAUUGGAAAUCGCAUAGCAACACAUUUAUUCUUUGCUUCUGACGUCGAGCAGGGCGGUUAUACCGUGUUUCCUCUCUUGAAUGUUUAUGCAAAACCCGUUAAGGGUUCGAUGGUUAUGUGGCGUAACUUGCACAAGUCUCUGGAUCCCGACAGACGUACUCUGCAUGCCGGCUGUCCUGUAGUCAAGGGCACUAAGCGAAUUUGCAACAUUUGGGUGCGUUCUGGAUAUCAGGAAUUCAGUCAUCCCUGUGGUUUAGUGCGUGACAACUACAAGUCAGCUCAUGUAAAAUAGAUAUAAUAAAUAUAUAUAUGUAUGUAUAUGGU
Messenger RNA from Bactrocera tryoni, 2054 nucleotides. Its product is annotated as prolyl 4-hydroxylase subunit alpha-1-like. Gene Ontology annotation, biological process: peptidyl-proline hydroxylation to 4-hydroxy-L-proline. The record is from RefSeq and is a predicted model, not a curated record. Gene Ontology annotation, molecular function: procollagen-proline 4-dioxygenase activity; protein binding; L-ascorbic acid binding. Gene Ontology annotation, cellular component: endoplasmic reticulum. Bases 1 to 2022 code for a protein of 673 amino acids. The transcript has 7 exons. NCBI's taxonomy places the organism in Eukaryota, Metazoa, Arthropoda, Insecta, Diptera, Tephritidae.